AGAGAGAGAGAGAGAGAGAGAGAGAGAGAGAGAGAGAGAGAGAGAGAGAUGGGAGAUAGAAACCCUGGCGUGGAUUCUCCCACAACAAAUGGAGGAGAUGGAAGGUACAGCUACAGCAAAAAUUCCCAAUACCAGAGACUAGCCACUAACAUCAUGAGCGAAAAGAUAGACGCCGUGAUAACGGAGAAAUUCGAUGUUGCGAGUCUAUCCUCUACUUCCCAUGCAAUCCGACUCGCCGACCUAGGAUGUGCCACUGGUCCCAACACGAUCUUAGCGAUGCAAAACAUCGUGCAAAUCUUGCAAAGGAAGUUCAAUUCCCAAUGCCCUAAUUCUCGAACCCUGCCUGAGUUUCACGUGUUCUUCAACGACAAGAUCUCGAACGACUUCAACACCCUCUUCGCGACCCUCCCCUCCCAUAAGCCCUACUUCGCUGCAGGCGUUCCCGGCUCUUUCCACACCAGAUUGUUCCCCAACGCGUCCCUUCACUUCGUGUACUCCUCCAUCGCGCUGCACUGGCUCUCCGAGGUCCCAGAGAAGGUGACGGACCGGGACUCGGCAGCAUGGAACAAAGGUAGGGCUCACUACACUAGUGCCCCGGAAGAAGUGGUUAAAGCUUAUGCAGAGCAGUUUGCCAAGGACAUGGAGGAAUUUUUGAGGACCAGGGCUGACGAGGUAGUGAGCGGAGGGAUGAUGGUGAUUAUCAUGCCGGGAAUUCCACAUGGUAUGCCUCAUCGGCGAGUUCCAAGCGGGAUUAUGUAUGAUGUUAUGGCUUCUAGUCUCAUGGACAUGGUGAAUGAAGGUCUAGUCAGUGAAGAUAAAGUGGCUUCCUUCAACUUGCCACUGUAUGCACCCUCGCCGGAGGAGAUGACUACCCUGGUGACCAAGAAUGGCAACUUCACCAUUGAAGCGAUGGAGCUGACAAACCCAUCGCCCAACAUGAUCGGUCCCAUCGACGUCCGUGGAUGGAUGGUGCAUGUGAGGGCGGCGAUGGAAGGCAUGCUUGCGAAGCACUUCGACAAGAACACAAUUGCCGAGUUGUUCAAUCGAUUGGUUCGGAAGCUGUCCGGCGAGUGCUCUCAAGAACUCGAAGCGUCCUACAGAGAAGGCAUUCAGCUCUUCACCGUUUUGAAACGCAGAUAAAGUAUCGAUAACGAUGGAUGGGUAGUUGCCUGUGUGCUUAUGGAUGUUGAUUGCUCGAUCUUUGUCCGAUAGCAGUUGAUUCCCUACGCUUGUCCUUUAUUCCCUACUCAAGAUUCGCUUGUGAAAAAAUGUUUGUCUUGUGGUGGAAGGUUGUGCUCUAUUUUCUACUU
Molecule: messenger RNA, 1310 nt
Organism: Rhodamnia argentea
Lineage: Eukaryota; Viridiplantae; Streptophyta; Magnoliopsida; Myrtales; Myrtaceae
Product: loganic acid O-methyltransferase-like
Exons: 3
Coding region: 49-1140 (363 amino acids)
Biological process (GO): methylation
Molecular function (GO): S-adenosylmethionine-dependent methyltransferase activity
Source: RefSeq, a predicted model, not a curated record